Messenger RNA from Ricinus communis (castor bean), 2651 nucleotides. Its product is annotated as alkaline/neutral invertase A, mitochondrial. Gene Ontology annotation, cellular component: mitochondrion. The transcript has 6 exons. Gene Ontology annotation, molecular function: sucrose alpha-glucosidase activity; endo-alpha-N-acetylgalactosaminidase activity. The coding region runs from base 254 to 2314 and encodes 686 amino acids. NCBI's taxonomy places the organism in Eukaryota, Viridiplantae, Streptophyta, Magnoliopsida, Malpighiales, Euphorbiaceae. The record is from RefSeq and is a predicted model, not a curated record. Gene Ontology annotation, biological process: sucrose catabolic process.
AACAUUUUAAUCUUCAGUUAUUAUUUCCUCAUUUUAAAUUAUAUUCGAAGUCUCUAGUUCUUGUUAUAGUUAAUUCUAUACUCAUUGGUUCAAUUCAUUUUUCAAGUUCAAAAGAGUUAACAGUUGUGUGUGUAUAUAUACUUAACAGUUGUGUGUGUAUAUAUACUUUAAAAGAUUGUAACAGUCACUUUUUAUAGAUAGAUAGAUUAAAUUUGCACCUUUGUUUUAGAGUCUUGCAUAUAUAAUAUCAAGAAUGAGUACUAGCAGUUGCAUUGGAAUCUCAACUGUGAAACCCUGUUGUAGAAUCCUAAUUGGGUAUAAAAAUUCUUCCCUUUUUGGGUUUUCUCCACCUAAGUUAAGUAAUCAAGUCAUCAAUAACAAUUUGUCGAAAUCACAAUCCAAAUCACCACAUCACCGUAGAUUCCAUUGUUACAGUGUCAAUAAUAGAUCACGGAUUAUAGGUAAUAACAAGUGUAUUGUUAAUCCGAAUCGAAGAACUUUUAAUAUCUCUGAUUCGUGUUGGAGUCAAUCUAAGGUUCUUACAUCUAGUUUACAUGUAAAUAUUGGUACUCUAAGGGGUCUUUUAGUAAUUCCCAAGGUAUCUUCAGAUAUUAGGAAUCAUUCAACAUCAGUUGAGUCUCAUAUUAAUGAGAAGGGAUUUGAGAACAUUUACAUUCAAGGUGGCUUGAAUGUUAAGCCUUUGGUGAUUGAAAAAAUUGAAACAGGAAAUAAUGUAGUUAAAGAAGAAGAUCAGUGUAGUAAGGUAGAGAUAAAUGGGACACACGUGAACUUAGAUUAUUUCAAGGGCUUGAAUGAGAUAGCUCCUAAGGUUGAGAGGGAACGGUCUGAGAUUGAAAAGGAGGCAUGGAAGUUGCUAGAAGGUGCUAUUGUGAAUUACUGUGGGAAUCCAGUGGGGACGGUAGCUGCUAAUGAUCCUGCUGAUAAGCAACCGCUGAAUUACGAUCAAGUAUUUAUUCGUGAUUUUGUUCCAUCUGCACUUGCUUUUCUGCUUAACGGAGAAGCAGACAUUGUGAAGAACUUUCUCCUGUAUACAUUGCAGUUACAGAGUUGGGAGAAGACAGUGGACUGCUACAGUCCUGGGCAAGGAUUGAUGCCAGCAAGUUUUAAAGUCAGAGGUGUGCCCCUUGAUGGAAGUGAUGGAGCAUUUGAAGAAGUUUUGGAUCCUGAUUUUGGUGAAUCAGCCAUUGGACGUGUAGCCCCAGUGGAUUCUGGGUUGUGGUGGAUAAUAUUGCUGCGAGCAUACGGAAAGAUCACAGGCGACUAUACAUUGCAGGAGAGAAUUGAUGUUCAGACAGGCAUAAGGCUCAUACUUAAUCUGUGUUUAUCAGAUGGAUUUGACAUGUUUCCUACUCUGUUAGUCACCGAUGGCUCCUGCAUGAUAGAUAGACGGAUGGGUAUUCAUGGACAUCCUCUAGAAAUCCAAGCCUUGUUCUAUUCCGCUCUCCGGUGUGCCCGCGAGAUGCUCAUUGUCAACGAUGGAACCAAGAAUUUGGUAGCUGCUAUCAAUAGUCGACUCAGUGCACUUUCAUUUCAUAUCAGAGAGUACUAUUGGGUGGAUAUGAUGAAAAUUAAUGAGAUCUACCGUUACAAAACAGAGGAAUACUCGUCAAAUGCCGUCAACAAAUUUAAUAUAUAUCCAGAUCAAAUUCCUUCAUGGCUAGUGGAUUGGAUUCCUGAAGAAGGUGGCUAUCUCAUUGGCAAUCUACAACCUGCUCAUAUGGAUUUUAGGUUUUUCACACUUGGGAAUCUUUGGGCCAUUGUCUCCUCUUUGGGAACCCAAAAACAGAAUGAAGGUAUCCUGAAUUUGAUUGAGGCCAAAUGGGAUGAUCUUGUAGCUCAUAUGCCUCUUAAGAUUUCCUACCCUGCUCUGGAUUCUGAAGAAUGGCGUAUUAUUACUGGAAGUGAUCCAAAAAAUACCCCAUGGUCCUAUCACAAUGGAGGAUCCUGGCCAACCCUUCUAUGGCAGUUCACAUUGGCUUGUAUAAAGAUGGGGAAACCUGGAUUAGCAGAAAAGGCGAUUGCUUUGGCUGAGAAGAGGUUAUCAGUGGAUCAGUGGCCUGAAUACUAUGACACACGCAGUGGAAGGUUUAUAGGCAAACAAUCCCGGCUCUGUCAGACAUGGACAGUUGCCGGUUACCUAACAUCAAAGAUGCUUUUGGAGAACCCAGAGAAGGCAUCAUUGUUAUUCUGGGACGAGGAUUAUGAUCUCCUCGAGACUUGUGUCUGCGCACUUAGUAAAACCAGUCGAAAGAAGUGUUCCCGGUUCGCUGCAAGAUCUCAGAAUCAUGCCUAACUAGUAAAAUUUUCUUUGGAGCCAAACACCUGCUUAACAAUCUAAUGACUUUGAUGGUAAAACAAGGAAAACGAAUAAGAGCAUUCCCAAUUCCAGAUAAUUAUUCAGAGAUGACUUCAUUUGAAUUUGAUAUGAGAACAUAAUCCUGUCCAGGUUUAGGCAUAUUUAUGAACUGUUACUUCUAACAGCAUGAUUCAUUAGAAGUACAUACGUUUUCCAUUUCAUGGAAGUACAAUACCUUUCUUCAUAUAGAUGGUUCUGUUUCUAGAGAGCCUCUAACAUGCUUGUAUCAAUGAUUAAAUAUGAAGCUGCUCGUCCAUUUUCCAGGAUUUCAAGA